Messenger RNA from Coniophora puteana RWD-64-598 SS2, 650 nucleotides. RefSeq lists its product as uncharacterized. The record is from RefSeq and is a predicted model, not a curated record. The coding region runs from base 48 to 413 and encodes 121 amino acids. The transcript is spliced from 6 exons. Lineage: Eukaryota; Fungi; Basidiomycota; Agaricomycetes; Boletales; Coniophoraceae.
CUCUCUGCAACGUCUACGUAAAUCACGUCCAGUGCAUCUCGUCAAAAAUGAAGUUCCAACAUGCCAUCGCUUCUGCCAUCUCCCUUGCCGUGGCCAGAGCCUGGGCUGCACCCACGGACACAUUGACCAUCGACACUCCUUCAAGAUUGGCCCUCUUUCAGUGUGGGCUGAUCAAUAUCACCUGGCAUGGAGGUCAAGGCCCGUACACUCUGAGCGUCCUCCUCGCUGGUAGCGCCAGCGAGACCCCUUACGAUGUGUACUCCAACUUGCGUGCAUCACCGUACACCUGGAACACCAACGUGCAAGAUGGCAACAACGCUACCUUAUCCGUCAAAGACAACACUGGCGCGCUCGCCUACACGUCCUCUAUAUUUGUUAAUGGCCAAGACAACAUGUCGUGUCUCAAGAACUAAGCUUCUCGCCCGAGGGCCUGGAGCUGGAAGCGGACACGUUCAUAGCCUAUUAUAGACAUCCAGCUCUCCGGUGAAAACAUCAUGUCGUCAUUAUGCUUCUUAUGAGCGAGUUGUUACAAGGGAUUCGCUGGGCGUUUCAUUAUAAGUUCACACAGGCUUGCAGAAAGUCGUUCUGCGAGCAAGAUUUGCUCAGUCCAGUAUUUCAUUUACAUCACCGAAAUACGAGAGUCAUUAUCA